AUGACCAACGGGCAGCCACCCCAGCCAGAAAAUCAGAAUACCCUCACCGCAAAUCCCGCAAUGCCACUUUUUCGGGCAACGGGACGCACGCUGCGAUCAACCUCAGUCUCAACUGUCACGAGACUGCUCGAGUACAAUCCCUCCGGUGGGAUGUGGCAGGCGACCGGGACUGCCAUCGCACACGCUCCGAAUGUGACAGAUCUGAGAUCACCCGAUGAGAUCUUCUUCGAUGUACAUGGUCGAGGUAUCAGACGAGUUAGCACGCAAGAUAAAAUUGGCGGUACGAUAAUUCGAAGAGCAACGGCGCCAACUAUAGACCUCGGGCCCCUGCGCGAUGAUCAGAAACUAGCUGGAGCGGUCAAAAGCCUCCCUAGACUUUCAUUUGAUCAUCCUAAGAGAAAUCAAGCUCAUAAUCACCCAAAGGCGUCUUGGGCCGACGCCUUCAAGAAAGGAUCUAUUGCAGCAGGCAGGUUCAUUCUCACACCGACAGGUGUUUUCAUUGUUGUUUAUGGCCUCAACGUUAUUGCUUGGGGGGCCAUGCUAUUUUUCCUCUUGUUGGAUGUUGGUUCGAUGAGCAAAGAGCGCAAAGAAGUAUGGAUUGAAAUUGACUCCCAGAUUCUCAAUGGAUUGUUUUGCCUGACUUCGUGGGGACUGGCGCCGUGGCGGAUUCGCGACACAUAUUGGCUGCUGAUGUGGCAUUUUGGUUCGGCCGAGACAUCCAAGGAGUCGAUAAUGCAGCUUGCAAAGCGAAAUUCCAGCUGGUUUAGAAUAUGUGAUCCUGAUUCCAGUGAGUGUGAGACUCUGACAGGCAAGGUCGCUCCACCUACCGAAACAUGGAAAUGGACUUCGUGGUGA
Penicillium coprophilum is the source of this 855-nucleotide messenger RNA. RefSeq names its product DUF2985 domain-containing protein. The transcript has a single exon. The record is from RefSeq and is a predicted model, not a curated record. The coding region runs from base 1 to 855 and encodes 284 amino acids. Lineage: Eukaryota; Fungi; Ascomycota; Eurotiomycetes; Eurotiales; Aspergillaceae.